UUCUACAGUGUUAAAAUGUGGUUUGACAAGUUCGUGUUUUGUGCGUUUAUGGUCGCAUGGACCAUUGCCGAGCAGAAUAUUCAGUUAGAAAUUCCUCAGGGAUUUUUAAAGGGUCUAAAAGCCAAUACCGUUUUACAGAACAAACCGUACUAUAGUUUCAAAGGAAUACCUUACGCGAAACCGAAUGUCGGUAUUCAUAAAUUCCAGAUGCCUGAAUCAGCUAAUGGCUGGGAAGGCACGUAUGACGCAACUUAUCAUCGUUCGGCUUGUCCAUUCUUCUGUAUGAUAAAACAAGACAUGAUUGGCGAAGAGGAUUGUCUGUAUCUUAAUGUUUAUACACCGGUGUUGGACAAAGAUGCUCGUAAGGCCGUUAUGGUAUGGUUCCAUGGCGGUGGUUUUAACGGUGGUCUCGGAGACGAUCUCUUCUAUGGCCCUGACUUUUUAAUCGAGCAAGAUGUUAUUCUUGUAACGCUUAAUUAUAGACUCGGUCCAAUUGGAUUCUUGAAUACUGGUGACAAAAAUGCACUUGGCAACGCCGGACUAAAGGAUCAAGUAAUGGCGCUUAAAUGGGUCAAGGACAAUAUACAUUAUUUCGGCGGUUGUCCUAAUCGAGUUACGAUUUUCGGCGAAGACGCGGGUGCAAGUUCCGUCCAGUUCCAUAUGAUGUCUCCUAUGUCGGACGGUCUAUUCAAUGGUGCCAUUCAGCAGAGCGGAAGCGCGGUGAAUACGUGGGCAAUUUCUUACAAUCCUAGGGAAUUUGCCUUCAAAUUGGGAGAUAAGCUCGAUAUUGAGACGGAUGAUUCUGCCGAGUUGGUUUCUAAACUCGCGGAAUUUUCUCCGAAAGAAUUAAUUGCGGCUAGCAAUGAAGUAAUGAAGACCGAAAACACUAUGAACGGCCGCUUCGCAGCGUUUCUUCCAUCGGUUGAAGUUGAUCUAGGACAAGAGAUAUUUCUGCCCGACGAUCCUUGGACGCUUCUGAAAUCCGGAAAAAUUGCCAACGUGCCCGUUAUGGCUGGAAUUACGGCCGAUGAGUCCGCUUUCUUCGUGCAGAUGAUGCUUGGCAAUAUCGAUCAGAUGAAUGAGCAUUUCGAGAACUUUCUGCCGGUCGACUUGAACGUAACCGAUGCCGGGCAGAAGAACGAACUAGGUGAAAGCCUGAAGAGCUUUUACUUCGGGGAUAAGUCGAUCUCCACGGAAACGACGAAAGAGUUCAUGAUGAUGUUGGACGACAUCAUGUUUGACGCCGCAACCGCACUCAGUUUAGAUAUAUUAAGCUCCCGAAUUUCGACUCCAAUUUACGAGUAUAUAUUUUCUUACGAAGCUCCAUUCGGUAUGAUGAAAACUAUGUUUCAAGUAGAGGAUGGCGUUGCUCAUGGUGAUGAUAUGACAUAUGAGUUUUAUUCGGAUGCUUUGAAAAAUGUGCCACAACCCGGUUCGCCUGCGGAGAAGAUGAUGCGUAUUUUUACCACAUUACUGGCAAAUUUUGCAAAAGACGGGAAUCCUACAUCAAAUUUGAAUGAGUAUGUAACUGUUAACUGGGAACCCAGAGGUAAAGAAGAUAACUAUAUGAAUAUCAAUCAAGAGUUAAAAAUGCAGAAAGGUUUCAUGCAAAAUAGAAUAAACUUUUGGACGAAUUUGUACAAAAAUGUUCUUGGUUAAAUAUAUAUAUAUAUAUA
This is a messenger RNA of Camponotus floridanus (Florida carpenter ant), 1676 nucleotides long. RefSeq names its product esterase E4. The record is from RefSeq and is a predicted model, not a curated record. The coding region runs from base 16 to 1659 and encodes 547 amino acids. The transcript has 9 exons. NCBI's taxonomy places the organism in Eukaryota, Metazoa, Arthropoda, Insecta, Hymenoptera, Formicidae.